This is a messenger RNA of Alosa alosa (allis shad), 3425 nucleotides long. It is a transcript of the gene meioc, whose product is annotated as minamoto. Gene Ontology annotation, biological process: male meiosis I; mRNA stabilization; meiotic cell cycle. The coding region runs from base 177 to 2768 and encodes 863 amino acids. Gene Ontology annotation, cellular component: nucleus; cytoplasm. Lineage: Eukaryota; Metazoa; Chordata; Actinopteri; Clupeiformes; Clupeidae. The transcript has 8 exons. The record is from RefSeq and is a predicted model, not a curated record.
AAACCAGAAAAAUUGAAGUUGAAGAGCUCGAGCGUCUCUGUUGUGUUUUUGUUUGUUAUAUUCUGUGAAAUUAUUUAUUUUUCUGUCAAAUGAAGUGUUGAUAUUAAAUAAUCGUGGGAAUUAAAUUUGGCGGAUUAACUUGUGGAGAACAUACAAUUUCGUUUUACAACAUUUUAAUGGAGGGCAAUAAUGCAUUGAAAAGUCAGUUAAGAGGGAAUUUAUGUGGUCCAAGAAUGGCAUUUGAUCGGUUCCAGAAUGCAGUAUCAGGGUCAGACUCGUACUUCUCUCAGCAGAAGAACCAGGCCAGUCUUAUAGAUAUUGGGAGGCUGCCUCACCCCUAUCCAUUACCCGAGUUCCCUCUGUCUGAGGAUGCCAACCUCUACACCCCAUGGGGAGCUCCAGAUGACUUUCACAAUUUUAUGGAUUGUGCUCAAAGCAAUCACAAAAAUAUAUUUGAAAGGAGUCAGAUGGAUGCAAACCAGUGUGGAAGUGAGGCUGAUCUCUAUGGCUUAGUGUCCAAUAUCUUGGAAGAUGCUGAUCAGUCGGACACUACUUUUGCAGAAGAAAACCAAGGCAAUCUGAAGUGUGCUUGGUCUCCUAAAACCAUGAGACAGAACAGCUUGCAGCAGUACUUUACCCCUGAACUGAAGAUGCAGCUUAACUCCGGCUUCCAGCCAGGCCUGGGCUACUCUGACCCCCAGCUCAAGGCUCUGCGGCAGCUCACGGGCAAGGACGUUCAGCUCCGGGCCGACUGCCUCCAACAUCUCAGUGACUUUGAAAGUGACCCUCUCUGGCUCCCACCCCUCUACAAUGGAGACCCUCAGGCCUACCCCACUCUGGAGACAGAGCUGCCUAAACCCCCAGGUCUAGAGCUGCCCCCAGGGGCCGGCUCAUACAUGUCCAAGGCCCGCGUGGGAAAGGCUCAAGAAUUCGUGAAAGACGAGGGCCUCUGCGGGAUUGCCGGGGCCCUUGAGUCUGGAAGGCCGGGUGAGUCGUACUACAGUGACUACGGGGAUGAUUUUGGCAUUGGCCACACCAAGCCCAAGAUGCAGAAGCCCCUCUCCAUGCAGGAGGUGAGCAAGCUGGCGGCCAACAUGCAGGCCAUGCUGAUGGGGGACCAGGAGAGCAUCUACUCCCGUGAGCUCCACCAGAACAGAGCACUGAACCACAGGCACUACGAGGACAGCGCGGCCGAACAGAAAAGCCUCCUGUACCCCCGCAUCCCUCCGGCUAUGCAGUUCAAGAGAGAUGUGCAAAGGGACUUCGGGGAGCAGCGUGGGAGCGACCUGGGGAAAAGGCAGUCCCCGCCAUGUGACUUCUACGCGGGACCCGGGCAGCAGCAGUGCGACUACUUCCAGACCUUACCCUCACCCCAGCCAAUCAAGAACAGCAUCAGCAGCAGUGGUGUCAAUGAGCCCAACCUCAAUCAGUAUGUCUCGAUGUACACUCAGGCAAACCAGUACCAUGGCCAAGGCAAGCAGAUGUCCAGAGCUGACAUGAUGGGUGGAGGUAAUCUUGGGAUGCCCAGGUUCUCUACUCCCUCUGCUUCUGACCUUCGCUCACUGCUGACCACCCAGCAGCUACAGAGGGGCCCUGGCCAGAGCUUCAUGUCCGACUACAGCCAGGGGGACGUUGGAGCGAGCUUGCAGGGCCGGCAAGGGCCAGGAUGUGGCAGCCUGGAGGGCCUGAGGAGAGGCCAGGGAAACGGUGGUGCUGGAGACGGGCCCGACAUGGAUGUCCACGCCGAGAAGCCUCGGAUGCACAGCUCCGACAACUGCGCCCCCCAGUGCUUCAUGGAAGGAAAGUCCAAGGCCCCAUGUGGAGACAGGAAGCAGGGCCUGCUGCAGAAUCCUUACUUGGAGCUCUUCGGCAGCCUGUAUGGACCUCAAGCCCUUCAACACAGCGCCCAAGGGAAGCCUCAGCAGUCCUCCUCCUUCCUGCCCCUGCUCUACCCACCCAUGGGUGGCCAGAGACACGGUGGCUGCAACUCCCUCCCUUCACGCUCCUCUCAUCCCUACAACUCCCUGAUGGACUUCGGUGACAUCGCGUCCGAGGGAGAGGCAGCAGGCUUUAACCCCUACUUGCAGGAGGCAAUGGGAUUGGGUGUGGGAGGAGAUCAGCUGCUCCCAGGAUUCCUCUCUGCCCUCAGGGGUCCCAGGCUGGGCAGGAGCCGCGGGGGACCCACCAACCAGCUUCACCAGCACCUGGAGGAGUGCUACGAACAGUGGAGGCUCCUGGAGAAGGAGAGGAAGAAGUCUGAGGGUAUCCUGACCAAAACUUACCCAGGGAAGCGCAUAUCAGUGGGAAGCAGCAACCCUCUGCCCAAGGUCCCUCACAACCCCUCCCGAGUGGAUCGCCUCAUUGUUGACCAGCUGCGAGAGCAAGCUAAGGUGACGAGUCUGCUGGGGAGGAUGGAGCGGCUGCGGAGCGUUCCCCUGCACGCCAACAUCUGCACAACGCUGGACCGCCACCUGGAGGCCAUCUACAACACUCAGGCCCGCCGCAGAGAGGAGCUUCUCAGCUGUAGCAACAGUAAUGGUGGCUCACACCAGAGACCCGGGACAGCUUUUCUCAACGAGGACAGAGACAUUCUCCUGCUGGCCAUGGCCCUUAGGGACCUGACCAGCAGCACCAGGAAGUCACGCACAGCCCUGUGGUGCGCCCUGCAGAUGACCUUGCCCAAAAGCAGCCACGGCCUGGAGAGCCCAGAGGCAGACAUCUACCCUGCUGCAGAGAUCCACUUGGAGAGGAUCAGCGCUGUAUUUUAGCCCCCUAGUGCAGUGACUAGGCCUCUGUCUCAGGGAAGAGAGUGAGGUAGCCUUAACUCAGUUUCAUCCAAGACAGGAUUUAUUCGUUUUUUGACAAUGUAUAUACAAUGAUAUUGAAUCUUAUGUUUUAGUCAACAGAUAGUGUUCAGUGACAUUUAUUUAAGGACAGACUUUAUUAUGCUGGUUGUGAUAUCCCAAAUCCCAGUGAAAUCUGCCAAACCCACAUUAAAGACUACCAGAGUGGCAGUAACAAGGUGUGUAUGCGUGUGUGAACAGUGGAAAGAGGGACAAAUGAGAACUUUGAGUGGUAGUGCUGAAGAUCACAGAAAGUGUAUUGACAAGGGAAGGAUAACACCACCAUUAAGGCUCUGGAAUAAACAUGUAAUGAAGGGUAUGCUGUGAAAAACUGGUUAAUAGGAAAGGGUAAAAGUUUAAAAAUGCUAACAAAAAAAGUUUCUGUUUUAUUAAUUAAUCUUGAAAUAACUUUAAGCCUGGUAUUAAUGUUCUACCAGCAUUUGGUAUCUUAUAUAUACACAUAUAUAAACAACAAACACCAAUCUUGAGUAUUAAUUAUUUAAAGCAGUAUUUAUGAAUAAUUCCUGUUGUGAUUUCUGUAACGUUAAUUUCCUUUCUUUGAUGUAUUUAUUGGAAUGUUUC